Pleuronectes platessa (European plaice) is the source of this 3047-nucleotide messenger RNA. RefSeq names its product regulator of G protein signaling 11 (gene rgs11). The transcript has 18 exons. The record is from RefSeq and is a predicted model, not a curated record. Gene Ontology annotation, biological process: G protein-coupled receptor signaling pathway; intracellular signal transduction; regulation of G protein-coupled receptor signaling pathway. The coding region runs from base 508 to 1926 and encodes 472 amino acids. Lineage: Eukaryota; Metazoa; Chordata; Actinopteri; Pleuronectiformes; Pleuronectidae.
CUUCACAUUGGGUCUGUCCCUCCCUGCUACAGCUAAUGUUAGCAAGGUUAGCUAAAAACAUAUUUCUCUAUUCCACAACGACCCUCGCGUCUCUAUAUCACCACAGAAGGGUUCUCUGGACUAAACCGUGCGCUUAAACUAGCCCUUACCUUUAGAUGUUUAAUUUUACUCAAUGAAAUUGCCGACAAUCGGGCUGGUGAAUUAUCCCAGAACGACAACGGAAUCACUUCCUGUGUCUACGGAACCCUGCAUGGGACAAAGUGUCAGACUUGUGGACGAGCUGCUGUUUUCGCCUCUGCACAGAAACUAUAUAUCAUAAUGGAAGUGACUUCCACGCUGUAAUCCUCUCUAAUCUACGCGGGGGCGCGCCCGCAGGCACCCGACCGCCUGCUGAUGGGAGAGAGAAAAAAAAGAAGCGGCGGUGCACUCUCUGCUGCGCGCUCCCGGCAGCACUUCGGUCCUGCUGCACUUCACCGUCCCGUCGACUGAUCCCGAGCAUCCUGCAAGAUGACCAUCAACACGCUGGCCAAGGGAGGCUGGCACCGGGAUCAGAUGGCAUGCUUUCGAAAGAUGGAGAAAGUGAUUGUGGCCAUGCAGGACCCUGACAUGGGCAUGAAGAUGAGAAACCAGAGGCUCCUGAUCACUGUCAUUCCACAUGCCAUGACAGGCCGUGAUGUAAUUGAUUGGUUGAUCCACAAAUACAACAUCUCUGAAGAGGAGUCUUAUCACCUUGGAGGUAUGCUGGUGAGAUACGGGUACAUUUACCCUCUCAAGGAGCCAAGAUCUCUUGUGUUGCGUGCCGAUGAGACACCAUACCGUUUCCAGACUCCUUACUUCUGGACCAGCACCCGGUGGCCUGCCACAGAACUCGACUAUGCAAUCUAUUUGGCUAAAAAGAACAUAAGGAAACAAGGAGAGCUGAUGGAAUAUGAAAAGGAGAGGUACAGUGUGCUGCACAAGAGGAUCAACCACACCUGGGACUUUGUGGUGAUGCAAGCAAGAGAACAGCUCAGAGCAUCCAAGCAGAGGCGGAAGGCCGACCGCAUUGUUCUAGAAUGUCAGGAGCAGUCUUACUGGCUCAUCAACAGACCCCCGCCCGGGACACAUAAUAUAUUGGACAUUGGUCUCGAGAGACCAAAUGACUACAGCACACGAGUUAUCUUGAACAGUGACUACUACAAAAGCGAGAUCGAAUUCUGUAGAAGGGCCCUCGGAAGAAACCGUAUAAAGUCAUCCAUCUGCCUAGAGGGUUUUGUGAAAUACAGCGAGCAGUACCAGACCCACGAUCCCAUUAUGCAAGGAUGCCUUCCCAGUAACCCCUGGAUUUCCGAUGACCCUGCACACUGGUCGAUGAACGCAGGAAUGGUGCAGACCCCGACACGUCUUCGAGUGGAGCGCUGGAGCUUCAGCUUCAUGGAGCUUCUGAACGAUGCCAUGGGGCGGCGGGAGUUUAUGACCUAUCUGGAGAAAGAGUUCAGCGCGGAGAACCUGUGUUUCUGGCAGGCCUGCGAGGACAUCAGACAUGGAGAGAGCUCCAGGAUCAUAGAGAAAGUGGAGGAGGCGUACAAAAACUUCCUGGCUCCCGGAGCUGCCCGCUGGGUCAACAUCGACAGUAAGACCAUGGAUAAAACUAUGCACGGGAUCAGACACCCACAUCGUUUUGUUAUGGAUGACGCACAGAUGCACAUCUACUUCCUCAUGAAAAAGGACUCCUUCCCGAGAUAUCUCAAGUCUGACCUAUACAAGAACAUGCUGGCCAAAGCUAUUGUCCCCCAGGAGACCAAGAAGAGCGUGUUCCCCUUCAUGAGACGCCAGCGGCACUCUAGCCCGUCCCCUGCUCAGGCUGUCACCCAGACGUCAGAGAAAGACGGGGCCAAGGAGGCUGGGCGAGCAGGUACCGACUCCACAGCCGGCUCCAAUGUCUGAUACCAGGUCCAAAAAAAGGGGUCAGACUCAAUCACCUUCCGUCUCCAUUGUCUCUAUUGGUCACCAUUGUAACCAUCCAAGAAGUCUUCUUAGCUUAAUGUUUCAUCUCAAACUGAGAUAGAACGUAAUUAUUUUUUCUUUCAGCACUGCAACAUUGUCAGGGUUAGGAUCAGAGAAUACAACAGAGCACAGGUGUAUCAUACCAUAGCAGCUUCACAUCUUAAUCACGAGCAGUGGACAGCAGGGAAAAGAGCUUUUAGUGCCACUGUUCAACUCUGUGCUGCCGCAUAUUCACCCUGCAUCGCCAUCACACCUCUACAGAGGAGGAAUCGGGUCGGACAGAAGAGAUGACAUGAGAAGAGCAGGAUUUUCUUUCCUUUUGCAUUUUGAAAAUUAGAGUCAAACUCAAUCUGAGGAAGAUUCUCUUGUAUUUCUUAGGUGAAGUCGGAAUGUCAAGAAUAAAAUCGAAAAUGUCGAGACUAAAGUUAAAUGUUUAAGAUUAAGUUGAACUAAAUUAGAGGAAGAUAUUUUUUUGCUUUUGAGGACAAAGUCGAAAUGUGGCAAAUAAAGUUGAAAUCAGAAAUUAGAGGGCAAUUUUUUUUUAGAGUGAAGUUUAAACACUGCCAAAGUCAAACGAAAUCAGGGGAUUGGGUUUGUUAAAAGGGUUAAAAUGCUAAACAAUAAAGCAGAAAUGAGAAUACAAAUUAACUUGAACUAAAUCAGUUGAAGAUAUUUGGUUCCUUUUGAAAAUAAGGUCAAAAUGUUGCGAAAAUAAAGCUGAAAUUAACGAGAUAGACGUGUUUUUUUUGGUUUCUUUGUGAAAAAAGUCAGAAUGCUAAGACUAAAGAUGAACUCCUAAUACAAAGCCUUCCUCUCUGCCUCAGGAGCUUUUCUUAACUGUAGAAUCUUCUGUCUCUCACAAGCAGUUCCAGGUUGGGUUGUGGUUCUAUAGAAUAGGGACUUAUUAUAUGUAUUUAGUCAGAAACUGGCCUCAGCAUGUCUGUGAUUAUCGUACUUUCGACUUGUUUUCUUCAUUUCAUGCUGGAGCUUCACGUUGUGAUUGUUGUUGCUGUUCAUUUUGCUCGAGCAUGUUUUCAUCCCAAUAAAAUGUCAAGACAGUG